Molecule: messenger RNA, 1939 nt
Organism: Syngnathus acus (greater pipefish)
Lineage: Eukaryota; Metazoa; Chordata; Actinopteri; Syngnathiformes; Syngnathidae
Product: sterol 26-hydroxylase, mitochondrial
Exons: 9
Coding region: 8-1528 (506 amino acids)
Biological process (GO): cholesterol metabolic process; glucocorticoid biosynthetic process; cellular response to peptide hormone stimulus
Cellular component (GO): mitochondrial inner membrane
Molecular function (GO): heme binding; monooxygenase activity; oxidoreductase activity, acting on paired donors, with incorporation or reduction of molecular oxygen
Source: RefSeq, a predicted model, not a curated record
ACCCGUCAUGGCCACCAUGCGCCUCUUGCACAGAGGUCCGGUUGCCGCGGCCUGGAUCUACCAAAGAGCCUCGAGGAGUACGUCCUCCGAGUUGGGCGCACUGGAGAAGCCUCGGACGGUGAAGGACCUCCCCCAAGUCGGCGUCUUGGAGCUGCUCUACCGGAUGGUCUUCCAGGGCUUCUACAGCCGGGGGCAUGAGCUUCAGCUGUACGAAAAGCAGCUCUACGGGCCCAUAUACCGAGACGGCUUGAAGACCGUGUCCCUGAACAGUGUGGCGCUGCUGGAGCAAGUCUUGAGAAGAGAUGACAAGUUCCCUUGCAGGGGAGACAUGUCGUUUUGGAAGGAUUAUCGUGACAUGAAAGGAUUGGGCUAUGGACCUUUUACAGUAGAGGGCGAGAGCUGGUACAAGCUGAGGGUGGCCUUGAACAAGCGAAUGAUGCACCCCAAAGAUUCGGCUCGAUAUUGCAGGAUUCUCAAUGCCGUGGUUGACGACUUCAUGGUCAGGCUGCGCGAUGUGCGCCGCUGCAGCCCCACGGGCGAUAUGGUGAUGAAUUUGGCCAAUGAGUUCCAUCGGUUUUCACUCGAAGGUAUCGGCACAAUAUUGUUUGAAACCAGAUUGGGCGCUCUGGAAAAGGACAUUCCUGCAGAGACACAGCAGUUUAUCGACGCCAUCGCCAAAAUGUUUUCCAACAGCCUGGCUGUGGUGAUUCUGCCCAAGUGGAGCCGGAAUCUGCUUCCCUACUGGGGACGCUUCAUCGACGGAUGGGAGGGCAUCUUCAGCUUUGCAAAACCAUUGAUCGACAAGAAGCUGGACGACAUUCGGCAGCGCGUUGACCGCAACCAGGAUGUGGAGGGAGAGUACCUGACGUACUUGCUGUCAAACACCGAAAUGGACAUCAAAGACGUUUACGGGAGCAUAGCCGAGCUUCUCUUAGCCGGAGUGGACACGACUUCCAACACUCUGACAUGGACUUUGCACCUGCUGUCCCGAUACCCCCAAAUCCAAGAAAAGCUUCAUAAAGAAGUAUCUGAGUUGAAAACAGCAGAUGGAACCCCGUCUGCAGAGGACUUUGCCCGCUUGCCGUAUUUAAGAGCCGUCAUCAAGGAAGCUCUGAGGAUGUACCCAGUUGUUCCUUUGAAUGCAAGAGUCAUGACGGAAAAAAGUCUGGAUCUUGAUGGCUAUCACUUUCCCCCAAAUACAGUUUUCACGUUUUGCCACUACGCCAUCAGUCACGACGAGGAAAACUUUCCGGAGCCGUUCACCUUCAAGCCAGACAGAUGGCUCCGCGACGGCCGAGAAAGGCCCAACGCCUUCAGCUCCAUCCCGUUUGGCUUUGGCGUGAGAGGCUGCGUCGGUCGCAGGAUUGCAGAGCUGGAGAUGCAUCUGCUUGUAUUUCAAAUCAUCAGGACGUUUGAAAUGAAACCAGACCCCGGGAUGGGCGACGUGAAAUGUAUCAACCGCACCGUUCUCAUUCCAGACCGACCCAUCAGUCUCUAUUUUGUGGACAGAUGCGAAAAGCCAGCCUAGAAAUCGGCUCGUAAAAGACACUCGUUGCAGGGGAAGGUCAGGUCGAGCGCUGCCGCCACGAAGAAGAUCGGAAAACCGCCAGCCAACAGCUGAGGAUGGCUAACACAAGGCAAGAAUGGAAACGCUGCCACCGGAUAGUCGCAAAGCACUGAACAGCGAUGAUCAUCAAGCAUCAUUUUCAUUCGUCUGGCAUGUACACAAUUGCAGUCCAAAUAAAUGACUGCACUCAAUGCAAAGCAAAGCAAAGCAAAGCAAAGCAACCACCAUCUCAUGAGGCUCAUGAGCCAGCUUGAUGCCAAACUGGAUCCAGUCUUGGUCACUCAUCCUCUACGACUCCCUCAUUACUACUUACAAAAGCAUAUUCGUACAUGUAUGUGUAAUGUGUACAAUAUAAGUCACAAGUCAAACUAA